UGCCACUGUGCCCUUGGAAUGCGCCUUAUUGUCGACGUUUCCCAGGUGGCAUUUUCUCUUUAUUGCCGUAGUCAUGACACGCUCGGACAAGAAACAGCCAAUCCUGCAUCGCAGGCGCUCCCUGAGGCUCAGUAAUCUCGAGAACGGUAUAAAGUUAGAUGAUCCUCUCAAGGUAUCCUUGAAAGUGUACAAAAAACGUCACAAAGUCCUUGGUAACGCGAGUCCCGUAGCGCCAGCCCCGUCCUGUUCUCCUACCAUUGCCAUGCACACUCGACGUAUGACGCGGGCCGCACACUCGGACCCGGAUAGUCGAGAACAAGCUCUAACAUGGCGGGAACAUGACCUGGCGCUCAAAUCUAAAGAACUCGACCAACGACUUGCCGCCGUGUCGAAGAAAGAAGAAGAAACCAGUGCUCUCUUGCAGCAAGCAAAGGAACGAGAAGCGCGGGACAUUUUCCGACAGCUAGAGGAGCAUUUUACUUGCUCUCUUUGCUAUGAAAUAAUGGCAUCUCCGUUCUCUCUAAACGCCGCGGGACAGUGCGGCCACACGUUCUGUGCCAUGUGUAUCCUCAAGUGGUCAUUCUCGCGUCUGCAUAGACUUUGUGGCUGCUGGCAUGAAUCCGUCGAUUGUCCCAUCUGUCGGAGUUUGGUGGUCAUGACACCUGAAAAGCCUCCUCGACUAGACUUCACGUUUCCUUUUGUUCCGAAUAGAACCGCCUCAGCUGUAUGUGAUUCGUGGGUUGAAAAGCUUGCAUGCGCGCUGUCCGAAACAAAGAAGGGGAGAGGCCGCAAGAAGAGCAGGGCGUGUGUUGAUAACCCCACUGAUUUGCCCCACUGGAGAGAAGGCGGCGCGGCGCGGAAAGAGUGGCUUAGGAAAUGCAGUGAAGGAAAGGCAUUGAUGUCCUCCUUAUAUAGCAAUUGGAGCCGUCUGACACCCGAGAAUUUCGCAGCCAUGAAGGACGACUUGGGUGUAUAGGCAGUAUGGUUUCAUCGUACUCUUCUCUUCCCCUUGAUCCUAAAGGCCAUUCAUCAUUCACUCUCCUUAUAGAACCUCACCCCAUAUACCCUCGACGUCGCAUCAGUUCACAUGAAUCACUUAUACUUAUUGCAUGCCAUACUCAUCCACUUGCAAUCGCCAUUAUCCUGUAUUAUUACCCAUCUUAUUUACUCAUCAUUGCUCCUCGCAGCUAGAUUGAACGAACAAAUAAUGUGUCAGUAAGCUACAUUGAAUAGUGUCAAUAUGAUACGGAGUCUUAAAUAGAUAAUUACAAAAAGAAACAACGUUCUUUGAGUCCUCGCA
Messenger RNA from Guyanagaster necrorhizus, 1300 nucleotides. RefSeq lists its product as uncharacterized. The record is from RefSeq and is a predicted model, not a curated record. Gene Ontology annotation, molecular function: metal ion binding. NCBI's taxonomy places the organism in Eukaryota, Fungi, Basidiomycota, Agaricomycetes, Agaricales, Physalacriaceae. The transcript has 4 exons. The coding region runs from base 74 to 976 and encodes 300 amino acids.